Funneliformis mosseae is the source of this 217-nucleotide messenger RNA. The record is from the annotation of a GenBank genome assembly. NCBI's taxonomy places the organism in Eukaryota, Fungi, Glomeromycota, Glomeromycetes, Glomerales, Glomeraceae.
CUCAAAGGUACUUCCUGUAAUUGUGUUGGUAUGGAAAAUGAAGAUGAUUGUUAAGGAUACAUUCGAAUUCGUUGAGCAAAAGUCAUAUUUGGAAGAUCAAGAAAAUACAGAUGAUCAGCUUCAAAAUUUACAAAAAGUUUGCGAAUCAUUUCCUUCACGGAAAAAAAUAAUUCAAUCGAUUGUUUCUGAUUCUCUAAGCUCAAAUAAAAAAGCCUAG